AUGAGUAUUACAACAUAUGACAAUGAUUUUAAUUUAGAUGAACUUAAUGAUAUUAGUGAAUUUAAUGUCGGAUCACCAGAACCAAUAAAGCCAAAUAUUUCUAAUGAAUUUUUAGAUAUAGGAAGCGAUUGGGAUUCUGCGUUUGAAGAAGAAGAAAAAAAAGAAGAUGAGAAAUCAAAAAGUAUAAAACAGUUAAAGACAUUAAAAAAUAUUGAAAUUGAUUAUCAUGAAGAUAGUAUAAAUUCAGUAUUUAAAAAUAAAAUAGGAAACUUCUUUGAAUUAAGAAAAUCUGUUUUAGUAGAAGGAUUUAAAGAAGAAGAAAAAGAAUUAAGAGAAAAAGUAUGGGCAAUAUUAUUAAAAAGAAAACCAUUAAAUACUGAUGAAUAUAUUCAAUAUUGUAAUUUAUCUAGAUUAAAUCAAACGAUAAUAGAAUUAACCCAAAAUAAAAUAGUUCAAAAAAUUAGUAAUGCAAUUGUUAAUUGGUUUGAUAAAAGAAAUCAACAAUGGUACAAUAUUAAUACAAUUAUACAUUUAAUAAAUGUAUUUUUAUCUAUAACAAAUGAAUUAAAUACAUUUUAUUGUUGUAUUGCAUUUUUAUCAAAACAAUCUAUUUAUUAUUCAAAUAAAAAAGCUUGGAAAUAUGCUCUAAUCAGUAUUUUAUCCAUUGUAGAUAUGGAUCUUUGUGUUCAUAUUGUUCAAUAUAUUGAUGUGGUAGAACCUUGGUUACAAAGUUAUUGUUUAACCCUUUAUUCUUUAGAUGAUUCUUUAAAGUUGAUGGAUUAUUUAAUUGCAACUCAUCCUUCUUUUUGUUUAUAUGUUGUUAGUGCUUUAGUAGUUUCUUAUCAUUCAGAACUUCUUCAUUCUACUUCUCUUGAAUCAGAUUUAAAAUCUUUAAAACCUGUUCCAAUAAAUAAAAUUCUUCAUUUCUCUAAUAUGCUUUAUACCCAGUCAUAUAUGUCAGUACGUAAUUACAUUGAUCUUCUUUAA
Entamoeba dispar SAW760 is the source of this 987-nucleotide messenger RNA. RefSeq lists its product as uncharacterized. The transcript has a single exon. The record is from RefSeq and is a predicted model, not a curated record. The coding region runs from base 1 to 987 and encodes 328 amino acids. Lineage: Eukaryota; Evosea; Mastigamoebida; Endamoebidae.